AUGCCAGCAGCUGCACAGCUUGCUGCCAUUGGCAACAUCAGUACUUCACUCUUGUUCCCCGUACCUCUCCCUCUUCUUCUCGGAUUAUGCCUCACAGCUCUCUUCAUUUAUAUCCACAAAAAACAAAAGACCCAGAGAUUAGAAAGACUACAAAAGCAUAGUCCGGAUGAAGCUCUGGCAGGAAAAGGCACUCAAGCGCGGGCGAACGCCUUUGCCAGAAGGCCCUGGCUAGAGACCAUGGCUCACCCUGGAAAACUUCUGAGCAUCCUUCUGCGAAUCUCGAGGUGUCAGGCGCUCCCCAAGACCCCAAUCAGGCCGAAGUUCCUGUAUCAACCCCAGCUCAAACCGAAGCAAACAGACUUGACAUACCGUUUCUGGGAGGAGUCUGAAUUACGUCGCUUGAUAGAAAUGAGAUCUGGUGGGGCAAAAUGGAGAGUCAUUGCGCAAGCCUUUCCUGACCGCACUUUUGAGGCGCUCAAACAGAGCUACCACAAGCGUCGACACGCAGUGGAACAAAAGAUUGAGGAAGAGAAAGCCAGUGACAAAGCAGCAAAGAAGGGUUAG
Messenger RNA from Fusarium odoratissimum NRRL 54006, 564 nucleotides. RefSeq lists its product as uncharacterized. The transcript is spliced from 3 exons. NCBI's taxonomy places the organism in Eukaryota, Fungi, Ascomycota, Sordariomycetes, Hypocreales, Nectriaceae. Bases 1 to 564 code for a protein of 187 amino acids. The record is from RefSeq and is a predicted model, not a curated record.